AUGACUGCUCCUACCUUACAAGCCAAUACGGCGAAAUGGACCGGCCAAAGAGCUGCCAGACUCAGGAGCUUCAUCGUAUCCCUUAUCUCCCAGCACAAACUGGCGGACGCUCCGGAAUGCCGCUCUUUUGUGCGCGCUACCGGCAACACCCAUGGAUCGCAGCGUGGACACCACCAGGAGCGUAGAUGGUUCUCUUGGUCAGACUGUCAUGCGUCCCCAAUCACGAGUUCGUCUGCUGGGGUUCCGUCGUCUAGGCAUGGCCUGUGUCAUUCUCCUGGAGCCAAGACGGAAAGCGAACCUACCUUUGACCAGGCUGAACAUGCUUUCUCUGUCUCUGCAAAAUGCGCCCUUAAGCGUAUCUCACAAGUCGCUUUUGGUCCGCGCUAUCAGCUGUCGCGGCAGAACUCCGUCGGUCGCGUGCUUGCAUGCCUCGCGGCCUUAGGAAUGACAGAUGACGCACGGUAUCUCCUUGAUGUUUGUGUGGGAAGGACACGAGCCAUCCACGUGGAACUCAAGAAUACAAACGAUGUGGUAUCCGUGAAUGUGGCGGAAAUGACUCGUGGUGGCAACAGUGCUCGAAGACGCAGCGAUGACGUGGAGGCGCCGGGACGAUGCAGCGAAGCCAGAGAUUCGGAAAUUGUCGGGACUCUCAUCGAGGAGUGUCCACUGGGUACCUUCGCCGAUUUAGUGAGCACGUUUGCGUCGCUGGGGCUGAUCAAUCCAAAGUCUGUGGAGGCGCUAAAGAGGCGCGUAAAACAGGAGGAGCACACGUUCUCUGCGCGGACCUUGACGUAUUUGUCUUUGUCUGCGAAGGAACUACCGUCGCCUCUGGAUGCCGAGUUCCUCGAAAGCCUCUGCCCCGCCAUAUCCAGUUGCCUUUCCCGACAUCCCGAGGCGUUCACGCCGCGCUUGAUUGCUCGAUUCGCGAAUGCAUGUGCCCGCCAUUGUUCCUCUGCUCAGAUUCAAGGCAUUUUGGAUCUCCUCGAGCGCAGAAUGGUGGAUACAGUCCAUGAGUUCGACGCCGCGAGUCUUGUGCUUGCGUUAUGCGAGUUCGGGAAAACGAACACCACCAAGAAGCUGUCACUGUUUUCAGCGUGCCUCCCUCGUUUGCAUGCGAUGGUUCCCUUUUUGACACCCGUGGAUACAGUCAUGCUUUUGGCGACACUCGAAAAUUUCUGCUGGAAGAGUUCUGGUGCCUCUCCAGUCUGGCCUGCUUCUGGACCAAUUAGGGAACUGGCGCAUGCAGUUCUUCGGCGGCUUCGCGACGAGGGCACUGCAAGUUUCCAGUCAGAUGCAAGGUCCAUCUGCCGGCUUCUGGAUAUUCUGUCUCGCAUGCCUCAGGACCCGGUCGAAGGCGCCGUCUUCGACGCUGUCUGCACGGCUGUCGGGACAGUUGAGAAAAAAAAGUUCACGGAAAGGCAGGUAGUUGAAAUUAUGAAUGCGUGCAGUCGUGUUCAGCAUAUGCCACCUCUCAGUCUUAUUUGGACCGUUUUCACCGCAGGACAGCGACUUUUGUUCAAGUGCGACCCGAAGUAUGUGGCGCUGUUUUGGCAUGCGCUACCCGGAUUUCUGAAUGUCGCGUCUUUGGAGUUGAAGCCCCCCGGCACGGGUGCGGCUUGCCGUUCGAGUUCGGACGGAAUCGAUGAAGAGCUGUAUGACGGCGUUAGGUGGAAGGAAGACGCAAGGUGGCCACUCAGCACCAGGCCACACCUGGAAACUCAAGCGGCCUCGACAGAUUCGCGUUUCGUUGCCGGGUCUCAAGCGCAAGCGACUUCGGAUCACAACGAGUGGCACAUCGAACAGGCGGAGCAAGAAAGGACCUCCCACCUGCCAGGGAAACGUGGGGGUUAUGUGUGUCUUCCACCUGCUGGUGACACCUCUCGCGGUGGCAACACUGGAUUUUCACGCGCUCAGAGCUCACGGCUAUCGUCUGACGUACCCGCAGUGGCGACGCAUCUGCUUUCAGAGCUGUGCAACCACCUCGGAGGGCGAGAAACACCACAGCAGAUAAAGGGCUCGCGCGCCGGGAUGGAAGGUGAAUUCUCCAGUGGCUCCUGGUCCGCAAUGCAACCCCGAGAUAUGGCGAUGAUCCUCAACGCCAUGAGCAGGAUGGAACUUGUACACCAUCGGGCUCUGUAUGCGGCCGACGCUGAUCUUCAACAACGUGGUCGGAUCACACGUUUCACCAUUCAGGAGCUUACUCUCACUCUGAAUGCAUUCAGUAGGCUCCGCUUCCAACUCUCCCCAUAUACAUCAAACGCAAUCAGCGAACGCCUAGAACACUUUGUGCGUUGCCUGAACGCCGGACACUCAUCCAGGCGGAAGACCGCCGUUCAUGGAGAAGAAAAUCUCUGUCUCACGUACCAGCAGCAGGCUCCAGUUGGACUGCUUUGUUGCUUGGCCAACAGCCUGGUAAAACUGGAAAGCCCGGUUUGCCAGACGUACGGCUUCCUUGGCAUUCUGGAGUUGAUUGUGGGAAUGUGCAGCGAUGGCGCACCUGAUGAGCCUUUGGGGGACAGACACCAACACAAGGGCGGAUUUUUAUUACGCGAUGGCGAAACGACGAAUCCUCGAGAGAUUCCCACCAGCCAAGCCACGCAACUGAUGUCGAGUUCAAAACAGGAAUCGUCUUCCGACGCUCUUGGGAGCGUGCUUAGAUUCCUGCAGUGUACUGAUCAGCCUCAUUAUGCAGAGCACGAAGUUAGAGACACAAAUCUCGACAACUCUCAUUUCACGGAAGAGAGAGUGCAACAGACACCCGAGAAAGUGGACGAUGGGGUUCGGUGGAGUGCGACGGCGCGGAACUUGUCUCUCGCCCUUUUCGCCACAACCUUCUGGUCAUACGUCUCACGAACAAGUUUGGCAGUGCCCAGCAGAGAAAGAGAGAGGUCGAAGCUCGAUGCUCCCCUGUUGCUUCAGGUUGUCAACGCAGUGGCUUCGGCCGCCAGGAAUGAAGGAUGGCGCCUUGACAACCCAGCCAGGCGUCAGUGUUUGAUGAGUGCCCUAGCGCUAUGGACUAUGUGGACGGAUGAACGGGCACUGAGCUUGCGGUUGCAAUCUCGAGUAAACCACCCGUUUCUCAAGUGUGCUCAUAUUAUUGUGAGCAUGCUGGACAUGAACUGCGAAACGACGAAUCCGUCUGACUGCAGAUCGUCGACAGUACAGGAAGAAGUAUAUUGUGCCAUGCAUGGCCUUAUGAUGCAACACGUCGUCCCCCGCGAUUAUCUUCUCAAAACAGAGCAUCAGGUUUUAUUGUAUACCGUUGACCUACUGCUCAUUCGUGAUGUACGGGGAGGCUCGGGAGAAGUACCAGGACAAGACGAACGUUCGACAGGGUGCUCCUCGACGAUUAUCUCUCUCUCAGAAACAACGCUACAGAGAGCAAACGACAGCUACACAAAAAGGGUGAACGCUACCUAAGAAUCAUCUAUUUCCGCUGUGAAAAGACAACUCUCUAGUCACCGGCCUGUGGGGGCCUAACUUUUGAAAUGGACGGCGGC
Molecule: messenger RNA, 3500 nt
Organism: Toxoplasma gondii ME49
Lineage: Eukaryota; Apicomplexa; Conoidasida; Eucoccidiorida; Sarcocystidae
Exons: 4
Coding region: 1-3420 (1139 amino acids)
Source: RefSeq, a predicted model, not a curated record